Molecule: messenger RNA, 1302 nt
Organism: Colias croceus (clouded yellow)
Lineage: Eukaryota; Metazoa; Arthropoda; Insecta; Lepidoptera; Pieridae
Gene: pasi1
Exons: 6
Coding region: 235-747 (170 amino acids)
Source: RefSeq, a predicted model, not a curated record
UAAGCGUCAGCUUUCAAAAGUCAUUUGAUUUGAAUUUGAAAACAAGUUAAAAUUAAGUUUAAUUAUAUAAAACUUUCUGAUAGUUAUAAUGAAAAAUAUAUCUUUUAAAGAUGAAUAAAUAUUAACAAUCCAGUUGACGAAAUUAUACAAUACCUCGAAUAAUACGAAGUGUACGAGACUAUAGUGUACUCUUAACUUGGUAGGUAUACACGACGUAAAUAAUAUACAAACAUCAUGCCGGUAUUAGAUUCCUGUUGGUCACCAUGUAUUUGGUCUUCAAACGUAAAAAGUGGGAGCAGAGCUGUAGCCGUGUAUACCGCUGCUAUGGGUAUAAUAUUAAUAACGUUUAUAGCCUAUCAAAUGGAUGGAGGAGAUUCUACACAACUCUGGAAUCCACUAUUUGAGGCUGAUGUGAGAGGAUCUCUGCAAGUGUUUGGAAUAAUAUUUAUUGUGAUUCUUGCGAUACUGAUUGUGUCUUCAAUCUUGAUGGUUAUCGGCAUGAACAUAUGGAUGCGAGGAUUAAUGUUGCCCUGGAUGAUCACAAUGGGGCUCAUCAUCUUGUUUCAAAUUGUAUUCAGCCUCUGGCUUAUUGGUGGUUAUUAUAUUUAUUUGGACGCCACAUUUGCUGCACUGCUAAACUUCCUCUGGGUGUCAUAUAACAUCUAUUGUUGGUUGUGUGUGCUGUCGCAAUACCAAAUUAUAUUGGAAAUGCAGUCGCCGAAUAUAGAAAUAUUAGUGGAAUACUAACCUAGUUUUAAGAUUUACCCCAUUCCUAUAUUAAAGAAUUUUUUUCGUAAUUUUGAUAUUGUAUAAUUGUAUAUUAUAAAAAGUAUGACGAAAUCAUUAAAAAAAAAUAAUAUCUUGGAUUUUUAAUAUAGGGAUGGGGUAUUGUUUCAGUGUUAUACAAAUUUAUGAAUCAACUUUCAUAGAAUUUACAAUACCAGUUUAAUUAAGCAGGUCUUAGAAUAUAAUGGAGGGUAUUUUCUCAAAUUAUAUACAUAAAGAAAUGAUGAUGUACAAAUUAAAUUUGAGUCCUUGUAAGAUCUACAAGAAAACUGAAAGGAAACUUCUUAUGUAUUAGUGAAAAAUGCUUGAAAUUCAUCAAAAUUCCUUGCAGAUUUUCUAUUACAUGCAAAUUUUUGUCCUGAUUUACUAAUGUGUAAGCACAAAGUUAAUUAAAGCAUAAAACUGUGUAUUAAUAAACUGAUUUACCAUUAUUUUACAUAUAAAUAUGUAUAUUCGUAUUAAGUAGAUAAGUUAUGCAAUAAUUUAAGUGCCUUUAAUGCUAAAAAUUGCCGAUCA